AUGGCCGGGGAGGUGGAAGAGGCGGCCAGGGCGGCCGAGGCGGACGGGGCGGCCAAGUCGGCCAACCCGUCUAUAGCGGACGGGGCGGCCAAGUCGGCCAACCCGCCUAUGGCGGACGGGGCGGCCAAGUCGGCCAACCCGCCUAUGGCGGACGGGGCGGCCAAGUCGGCCAACCCGUCUAUGGCGGACGAGGCGGCCAGCAAGGCCAAAGGGGACGAGGCGGCCAACGAGGCCAACGAGGACGAGGCGGCCAACAAGGCCAAAUGGGCCGAGGCGGGCAGGUGGCCAGUUGUCGCCUCUCUGCCGGUAAACACCAGUCGGCUUGGCGGGCCGCAGACGAACGUCAUGGCUGCCGUGGCCCAACAGGCCAUGGAGGAAGCGGGCACCGACACAGCCUUUGGUUAUGUCAUGCCCGUUGAUACCGUGGCCUUUCAACUGGCAUCGCGUCGCUUCCGCAGCCAUAGGCGACGAUUAAAUCCGCUAGACUCUCGGGUCUAUCGCCUAUUGCCAAAUUAUGGCGAUAGUGGCAGGGUGCAGGAUGUCACGGAGAAUUCUUCCUUGACUCCUAGGGAGAUUGCACGCAUUCGUGCAUUCUUUACUGAGCCAGUCCCUGAGCUGGCGUCUAUGCAUACUCCCGCGCCAGAGACGCCGUCCGCGCCCACAUCCGUGCCAGAGCUGGCAUCCGUGAGCGUGCCCGCGCCUGCGUCUGCGCCAGACCCUGCGCCAGGCCCUGCACCUGCAGCGGCUACUGCAUAUAAUGCAGUGCAGCCGACACAGCGUCCGUUGCGGCAUAUCAUCGCUAGGGGUCAAUUCGGCGAGGAGGACGAAAUCGACUAUAGCGACGAUGAAGUCCAAGUCGACGCAGAUGUCCAAGGGGGCGGCGGCGGCGACCGGCCACCCCAGGACUACGACGGCGAUAGCCACAUGAACCUCGACGCCGCAUAA
Ustilaginoidea virens is the source of this 945-nucleotide messenger RNA. RefSeq lists its product as uncharacterized. The transcript has 3 exons. The record is from RefSeq and is a predicted model, not a curated record. Lineage: Eukaryota; Fungi; Ascomycota; Sordariomycetes; Hypocreales; Clavicipitaceae. Bases 1 to 945 code for a protein of 314 amino acids.